Molecule: messenger RNA, 561 nt
Organism: Olea europaea var. sylvestris
Lineage: Eukaryota; Viridiplantae; Streptophyta; Magnoliopsida; Lamiales; Oleaceae
Exons: 3
Coding region: 1-561 (186 amino acids)
Source: RefSeq, a predicted model, not a curated record
AUGCCUAGCUACGUGAAGUUUCUGAAGGAUAUCAUAUCAAAUAAACGCAAGCUGGAAGAUCAUGAGACAGUCAUGUUUACUGAGGAAUGUAGUGCCAGAAUUCAGAAUAAGCUUCCAUCAAAACUAAAAGAUCCAGGGAGUUUUACUGUUCCUUGCACAAUCGGAUUGGGAGAAGCUAAAGCAACCACUGUGACACUUCAACUGGCUGACAGGUCACUGACACAUCCCAGAGGCAUAAUUGAAGAUGCACUUAUCAAGGUUGAGAAGUUCAUAUUUCCAGCAGACUUUCUUAUCCUGGACAUGGAAGAGGACAAGGGCAUUCCCUUGAUACUUGGCAGACCAUUUCUGGCAACAGGGAGAGCAUUAAUAGAUGUUCAAAGAGAAUCUGACAGCUGUUAUCAAAAUGACAUUAUUGACAAGGCAGUACAAGAAACAUUUUUACUUCACGGUCCAUCUGACGCCUAUGAGGCAUGUAUUGCACAAUCCCAAUCAAUCCAGUCAGAGUCUGUUGAAGUUGAAACAUGUGCAAGAUUUUUGGAGACCAACCCGCCAUAUACAUGA